AUGCAAGUAAGAGAGCGGUCCAGCGCCAAGUUUGAUGAGAAGGAGAGUGCUCAGGUCAAAACACUUGGCCAUCUCCGUCUACGCGAUGAGGAUACCAACGAGGUGAUUCUGGUUCCUACCCCGUCUGACGAUCCUAAGGAUCCUCUUAACUGGCCGAGAUGGUUCAAGCUAUAUACUGCGGUGGCAGUGUGCCUCGCGAUGGUUCUUUGCAACUUUCUCGCAGCUGGUCCUACACUCGCCAUUGUCCAAACCGCAGAGGACUUCUUUCCCAAUUGGCAAAAGACCGGUAUGUCGGCGGCGAUCGCGAAAACGGCCUACUUUUUCAACUGUACGGCUUUGUUCCAAGGUCUUGGGAACCUGAUUUGGAUGCCUCUCAUCAACAAAUACGGUCGUCGGCCGGUAUAUGUGACUGCAUUCACCAUAUAUACCAUCACUGCUAUCUGGUGUGCUGUGGCGAAAGAGUACGCGAAUUUCUUAGUUGCUCGAAUCGUCAUGGGAAUUGCUGCCGGUGCGGGUGAAUGUUUGGCUCCUAUUACUAUUGCCGACAUCUUCUUCCUACAUGAGCGCGGAACCAUUACAGCACUAUAUAAUGCCUCUUUGAAUCUCGGUGUUGCGACUGGUGCCAUCGUCGACGGGUUCAUUGUGAAAUCUUAUCCAUGGCGCUACAUUUACUAUGUCGCCAUUGCCUUGAUUGGCUUUGUUACUCUCGUGGUAUAUUUCACUUUCCCAGAGACGGCUUACAUUCGGAAUUUCGCACCAACAGGCACCAUUACUACCCUCAGUCCAUCUGGUAACCGCAUUCGACGCAGUGUCAAGGGGGAAGAAGCUGGCAUGGGUGAGGCUACUGAACAUGAGGUUGCGCCUCAAGAUGCCAAUGUCGAUAGUAAUCCAGGCUUUAAACAGGGCCUGAAGCUCUAUCAUGGCAAAUAUACCCAUGAAUCACUUUGGCAAAUGACCAUCCGACCAGUGGGACUGUUGAUUCUACCUCCUGUCUUGUGGGCUACACUCGUUAUGUCUGUAACUAUCGGCUUCAUUACAGCAAUCACCUCAAAUGUUGCUUCCGCAUUUUCAACCGCUUACGGGUUUGAGGCAUGGCAAUCCGGACUUUGCUUCGUUUCUGCGAUCAUUGGCUGUGCAUUCGGUAUUGUUCUCGGUGGAAACCUCUCCGAUUGGGUUGCCGAUUACUUCACCCGUCGCAACAACGGUAUUCGUGAGCCCGAAAUGCGUCUUCCAGCCAUUAUGGUCGGUGCAAUUACCGGCCCCUUGGCUCUAGCUCUAUACGGAUGUGGUAUCAAGUAUCAGAUGCACUGGAUUGUUCCAACUAUUGGUAUUGGAUUGAUCAAUUUCACUAUCACCCAAGCUACCAAUGUCUCCCUUGUGUACACGAUCGACAGCUAUCGCCCCAUUGCUGGAGAAAUCGUUGUUACCCAACUAGCUUUCAAAUCUGCCUUCGGCUUCCUGCUCGGCUUUUACACAAACCCUUGGGUGGAAAUUCACGGUUACAAUAUCGCGUACGGCGAGAUGGCUGCUAUCUGUGGAGGUGUUCUUAUUUGCUGGAUUCCAUUCUUCUUUUGGGGCAAAAAGAUUCGCCAAACUACCCUCAGGUGGUCCGUGAUGAAGUGGGUACGAUGGGAUGAUGACCGUGAAGUUGGCGAGUAG
Molecule: messenger RNA, 1659 nt
Organism: Penicillium waksmanii
Lineage: Eukaryota; Fungi; Ascomycota; Eurotiomycetes; Eurotiales; Aspergillaceae
Exons: 4
Coding region: 1-1659 (552 amino acids)
Biological process (GO): transmembrane transport
Molecular function (GO): transmembrane transporter activity
Source: RefSeq, a predicted model, not a curated record